Plasmodium gonderi is the source of this 3027-nucleotide messenger RNA. Its product is annotated as RNA-binding protein. NCBI's taxonomy places the organism in Eukaryota, Apicomplexa, Aconoidasida, Haemosporida, Plasmodiidae. Bases 1 to 3027 code for a protein of 1008 amino acids. The record is from RefSeq and is a predicted model, not a curated record. Gene Ontology annotation, molecular function: RNA binding. The transcript has a single exon.
AUGGCGAAGAGAGGCAAAAAUGAGAACAGUGCAGUUGACAAACACAAAGUAUUCGUUCGAAACAUCAGAGAAAAUGAUGUGGGCACACUGGAUGAAGAAUUUAAGAAACUUUGUAUAAAAUAUUUCUUUUUUAAAAAUAAAAACAACUCAACAAAAAGUGCAAUCUGCUGCUUUAGAAGUGAUCAAGAAGCAGAAAACUUUAUUGAAAAGUACAAUGAUAAGAAAAUACAUAGCAGUAAUAUAAAAUGUGAAUUUGCCUUCAAAAAAAAGUAUAAUGAAAAGAAGUUAAUGUCCAUUAUCUACCGACGACAUAAAAUCAACCAUUUAAACGCAAUAAAAAUUUACACAAAUUAUGACAUCGACAACAUUGUUGUACUUAGCUUUUUGAAAAAUAUCUUCCUCUUGAAUAGACAACAUUUGGUUAAUAUUUUAGAUGAGCAUGUUAAAGAAGAAAAAAAAUUGUCCAAAAGAAAAGUAGCAGAAUCAGGUAAUAAAGAUGGAAAAAACGUUCUUGAAAACAUUCAAAAUAUCGAAAAUAUAAAUAAUGGUAUUGAGAGUGUCCAAAACGAGGACUAUAACAUUAAGAGUGCGAAAAAUAGUGACUACAGUAAUGCCGGUUACAUUAAACAUAACAACCAAAAUGAAGAGGAUGGUAUCGAAAUUGUUGUAGAAAAGAAACACAAAGAAUUCGAAGAAAUCGUUGUAAAUAUUGAGAAAGGAUAUAAAAGGAUCGAUAAUAAAAUAAAAGAAAAAUUAAUUACAGAAAUGAAUAGCAUGUCUAAUAGGUAUAAACUAGAAAAUGAAAAAUUCUUUAUCUACACUGUGGAAUUUCUAAAUUUAAAUUUGGCAGCCCGUUUCUAUUCGUACAUUAACAAGAACAAUUUCGAAAAUUAUUUGAAAGAAAAUAUUCAAAAUGUUAAAAAGGACAUUCAGUUCCAUCAUCAGUUAUGCUACCUAAAUAAAGAUAAUAGAAGAGUUAUUAUAAAAAAUAUAAAGAGAACAUGUCAUAUAGAAAAUAUUCAAAAAUUAUUUAAACAUAUAGAAACAAAUCCAUUAAUUUAUAUACCCAAGAAAAAUAAUAAAAAAAUGGGAUAUGCAUUAGUUACCUUUUCAACUUACGAAAAUCUUAAGAAAGCACUCCUACUUAACAAGUCGAAAUUAUGUGGUAGUAUAAUUACCAUUGAUGAAGACAGAAAUAUAAGGUUAAUGAACAAAUUGGGUAUACAAGUAGAAGAAGCUGAGGAAGCACGGUGGGCAGAGGAAACAGGGGAAAUGAGGGAUGCACACAUGGGAAACCUCGACAAUGAUGAUGAUGAUGAAGAGACGCACGCAGGAACAGACAGCGAACGAGAGAACAAACGAGAGAACAAACGAGAGAACGAACGAGAUAACGUAAGAGACCUCGAAUCGGAGGGAGAAGCAGAUGAGGAUCACGAGAAAGGAUCCGAUUGCAAUGAAACUGCGCUUACGAAAAAGAGAAACCACAACGAUCAUCCAAAUGAUAUUGAUGAAGGAAAAACACUGUUCAUUACAAAUGUACCUUUGGGAAGUACCGAGGAAGAAAUAGAAAAUUAUGUGGUAACAAAUAUAAGCAAAAAUUUUAUCUACAUAAAAACAUGCCAAAAUAACAGCAAAAAAAUUUCAGUAUUUGUGAAACUAAAGGUUAAAAAAGAUGCAGACAAUUUUUUAAAAAAAAUUGGAGAAUAUGAUGGUGGAGAGGAGGAAGAGGACGAAAAUGGCGAAGAAGAAAAUGUAAUUGAUAAAUUUUACAAUUUGAAGAAGAAAAAAAAGAGAGAAAGAAUGAAACAAAUCUUACUUAAAGAUCAUAAUAAGGGACAGAAUUCAGAACUUUUAUUUUUCAAAAAUAAUUAUUUAAUGAUUAAAAGGGCAGUUAGUAAGGAGACCAUAAAAAAUAAAAAAAAAUUCCUUAUAGAAGAAGAAAAAAAAAAAAUAAAAUCGAAAAAUAAAAUGCACAAUAAUAUUCAUUUGAUACAAGAUAAUGAUAUUAAUAAUGACCACUUAAGUGAAAAUAUAAUUAAAAGAAACAAUAAUUUAAUGGAAAAAAAAAAAAAACUUUUAAAAAAUAAAAAUUUCUUAAUAAACCCUUGUAGAAUAUACGUUCGAAAUUAUCCAGCCGCGUUAGAACAGAAUACAUUUCGUCAACUUAUAACGAAACAUUUCACUCCUAUAUUUAUGAAAAAAGAAAAUUUAAAAAAAAAAGAAGCUUUCAAAAAAGCCAAUGAAAUUAUUAAAAAAAUGAAAAUAAUGAAAGAUCACACAGAUCAAAAAGAACCAACACAAAAUGAGGCAAAAAAUAAAAAAGAAAAAGACAAGAAAAAUAACAAUACAAAUGGAAAAAAUAUUAUAUGCUUUAUUGACAUUAACAAACAUGAACAUGCCAAACAAAUAAUUUGCUUGUUGCAAAAUAGAAAUAUCUACGAACUAAUUAAUGAAAUCAUUUACAAAAAAAAAUUUCAAACCAUUCGAAAAAAUAAAAAUAUAAUGUAUGUCGAUUAUUGUAUUGAAGACAUACGAAUGAUACAUAUCAAAAAAUUAAAAGAAGAAAAAUUUUUAAAUCACAUAAAAGAAAAAAAUAUAGCAACAACGACUAUUACGAAGAAAACUAUUAAAAAAAAAAAAAAAGAAAGUAGAGGAAAAAGACAACGUGAAAAAAGGAGACUCCUAAAAAUGCAAAAUGAAAAUACAAACAUCGCACAUGUAAUUAAAACUAUAUCGGCAAGCCAUUCGACAUGUACAAAUAUAUCAGUUGGGAAUAACAAAGGCUCCAAUGCAAAUGGGACAUAUGAACCGGAUAAAAACAUCAGAACAAAGGAAAAAUCAAAAUUGAUAAAAAAGAAUGGAAAGCAAAAUGCCAAUUCUAAAAAAAAAUCGCGCAACAAACAGAAGGAAAUGGCAGAAACAGAGGAAAAAAGGAAAAAUAUAAAAAACACAACUAGCAAGAAGUUAAUCAAAAAGGCAGAAAAGAAAUGCGGAUCCAAAAAGAAAACCGAAAUUGUAAUAGAAUAA